Messenger RNA from Zygotorulaspora mrakii, 429 nucleotides. RefSeq names its product Ldb7p (gene LDB7). NCBI's taxonomy places the organism in Eukaryota, Fungi, Ascomycota, Saccharomycetes, Saccharomycetales, Saccharomycetaceae. Bases 1 to 429 code for a protein of 142 amino acids. The record is from RefSeq and is a predicted model, not a curated record. The transcript has a single exon. Gene Ontology annotation, cellular component: RSC-type complex. Gene Ontology annotation, biological process: chromatin remodeling.
AUGGAGGAUUCGGGGCACAGUAAUUACUACGAUGUAAUAUCUGGUCUAUCUGCAUUUGAAUGUUCCCACGAAGUAUUGUUAAGCGCUGGUGAAUUGGAGCAGUUAGUUGAAAGUUCAGACGAAGAAUGCUGUAAGAAUGGAGAAACGACCGAUGAUGAAUCAUCAACGAUUGAGAAGAAGAGAUUAACGGUUCACGGAUAUCUCGGUGGGAAAGUAGACCUAACGGAGGCGUCCAACGCUAGCUACGAUCUCAGUCACACCUUACUGGGAGGCUAUGUACCAAGGAGACAGUUGGAGUCACUGUCCAGCAUCGAUUUUGCACAUUAUUUCCACAAAUCCCUUGAAUGCGAAAACGCAUUGCGCAAUUACGACCUCGUAAUGGAACAUAGACGCAGACGUCAACAAGCAGAAAAUAAUGAUAAUCAAUGA